Molecule: messenger RNA, 4641 nt
Organism: Seriola aureovittata
Lineage: Eukaryota; Metazoa; Chordata; Actinopteri; Carangiformes; Carangidae
Product: bone morphogenetic protein 1-like
Exons: 20
Coding region: 155-3070 (971 amino acids)
Biological process (GO): proteolysis
Molecular function (GO): calcium ion binding; serine-type endopeptidase activity; zinc ion binding
Source: RefSeq, a predicted model, not a curated record
AUGUCAGUGAACCACUGCUGCAGCAUUGAGACGUGAGAAAACAGCGCUGAGUUCAUGAAUCCAGGAACUUUUUUUUUUUUUUUGCGCUGUUUUCUCUUCUUUUAAUCACGAACGCUGAUGAACUUUAGCUCGUCUACAUAUUUGAUCAGAAGUAAUGGCAACUCCUGCGUUUUUCCUGCUGCUCUGCGGUCUGCGCGUCUCUCUGGCGGUUGAUUGGGAGUUUGUGGACACAAAUUUUACCUACCUCGGUGAUGAAAUCGACUACAAGGAUCCAUGUAAAGCUGCUGCUUUUUUGGGAGAUAUUGCUCUGGAUGAAGACGACCUCCGCAUGUUUAAAGAGGCCCACAGCAUUGAUGAUGAACAGCACACUAUCCAGACCAACCAAACGGACUCCGAGAACAGGUCCACCUCCAGUGAGGGUGUCAGGAGUAAAAGAGCUGCAGACAAACUCCAUCGUCUAAAGAGAGCGGCCACCUCCAGACCUGAGCGAGUGUGGCCAGAUGGCAUCAUACCGUAUGCGAUCAGUGGGAAUUUUAGUGGCAGUCAACGAGCCAUUUUCCGUCAGGCGAUGCGUCACUGGGAGAAACACACUUGUGUAACAUUCACCGAGAGGACAACUGAAGAAAGCUACAUUGUUUUCACCUACCGGCCAUGUGGGUGUUGCUCCUACGUGGGGAGGAGAGGUGGCGGCCCUCAGGCCAUCUCCAUAGGGAAGAACUGCGACAAGUUUGGCAUUGUGGUACAUGAACUCGGCCAUGUGAUCGGCUUCUGGCAUGAACACACACGUCCGGACCGUGACGAGCAUGUAAGCAUCAUCAGAGACAACAUCCAGCCAGGACAGGAGUAUAACUUCCUGAAGAUGGAACCAGGUGAGGUUGACUCUCUCGGGGAAGUCUACGACUUUGGCAGCAUCAUGCAUUAUGCAAGGAAUACGUUUUCCAGAGGAAUCUUCUUAGACACAAUCUUGCCUCGUUACGAUGUCAAUGGAGCCAGGCCACCUAUUGGACAGAGGACCAGGCUUAGCAAAGGGGACAUUGCACAAGCCCGCAAACUCUACAAAUGUGCAAAGUGUGGGGACAGUCUGCAGGAGAGCGCUGGAAAUUUCUCUUCUCCUGGUUUCCCCAACGGGUACUCAGCGUACGCUCACUGUGUCUGGAGGAUUUCUGUCACCCCUGGAGAGAAGAUUGUGCUGAACUUUACUUCCAUGGACCUCUUCAGGAGUCACUUGUGUUGGUACGACCACGUGGAGGUCCGAGAUGGGUUCUGGAGAAAAGCUCCACUGAAAGGCCGUUUUUGUGGAGACACACUUCCAGAUCCAAUCAUCUCUACUGACAGUCAGCUGUGGAUUGAAUUCAGAAGCAGCAGCAGUUGGGUGGGCAAAGGCUUUUCAGCGGUUUAUGAAGCCAUCUGUGGGGGAGAAGUGAAGCGGGACAGCGGCCAGAUCCAGUCUCCCAAUUACCCAGAUGACUACCAGUCCAAUAAAGAGUGUGUGUGGAAGAUCACAGUAGCAGAGGGUUACGAUGUUGGCCUCUCGUUUCAGUCGUUUGAGAUUGAGAGACAUGACAGCUGUGCCUACGACUAUGUGGAGGUGAGGGAUGGCAGUUCGGAGAGCAGUCCGCUGCUCGGCCAUUUCUGUGGCUACGACAAGCCGGACGACAUCAAGAGCAGCUCCAACCAGCUCUGGCUGAAGUUUGUAUCUGACGGAUCAGUCAACAAAGCUGGGUUUGCAGCCAACUUUUUUAAAGAGAUGGACGAGUGCUCCAAACCUGACAAUGGUCACUGCGAGCAGCGCUGUCUGAACACGCUGGGCAGCUACAGGUGUGCCUGCGACCCUGGAUAUGAGCUGGCAGCUGACAGACGCAGCUGUGAAACAGCUGCCUGUGGUGGGUUCAUCACCAAGCUGAAUGGUUCACUCACCACCCCCGGCUGGCCCAAAGAAUACCCACCCAACAAGAACUGUGUGUGGCAGCUGGUGGCACCCAUUCAGUAUCGCAUCACUCUGGCGUUCGAUGUGUUUGAGACCGAAGGGAAUGAUGUGUGUAAAUAUGAUUAUGUGGAGGUGCGCAGUGGGUUGAGUUCAGACUCAAAGCUUCAUGGGAAGUUCUGUGGAGCAGAGAAACCCGAGGUCAUCACCUCCCAACACAACAACAUGAGGAUUGAGUUCAAGUCGGACAACACCGUGUCCAAGAGGGGCUUCAAGGCUCACUUCUUCUCCGAUAUAGAUGAGUGCUCCAAAGACAAUGGAGGCUGCCAGCAUGAGUGUGUGAACACCUUCGGAAGCUACAGCUGUCAGUGUCGCAGCGGCUUCAUGCUGCAUGAUAAUAAGCACGACUGCAAGGAAGCCGGCUGUGAUUAUGUUGUGAACAGUGUGUCAGGCGUCAUCAGCAGCCCCAACUGGCCUGACAGAUAUCCCAGCAAGAAGGCCUGCACCUGGUCUCUGUCCACAACCCCGGGCCAUCGAAUCAAACUUGUGUUCAAUGAGAUCGACAUGGAGUCUCAUCUGGAGUGUGCUUACGACCACCUGGAGCUCUACGACGGGCGAGACGUCCGUGCACAGAGCCUGGGGCGCUUCUGUGGCACCAAGAAGCCGUCUCCAGUCGUUUCUAGCGGCAACAAAAUGUUCCUGCGUUUCUUCUCGGACAACUCAGUGCAGAAAAGAGGCUUCGAGGUUUCACACAGAGCAGAAUGUGGAGGAAGCCUUAAAGCCGAGGUCAAGACAAAAGAUCUGUACUCUCAUGCACAGUUCGGAGAUAACAACUACCCUGGGGGCUCUGACUGUCUGUGGGUGGUCACUGCUGAGAAAGGUUACGGAGUGGAGAUCGUCUUCCAAGUGUUUGAGAUUGAGGAGGAGGCAGACUGCGGGUACGAUUACGUGGAGCUGUACGAUGGCGCUGACAUCAAGUCUCCGAGGCUGGGGCGAUAUUGUGGAUCUGGGGCUCCAGAGGAGGUCUUCUCGGCCGGAGACGCCAUCGUUUUAAAGUUUCACUCAGAUGACAGCAUCAAUAAAAAAGGCUUUCAUGUGCGCUACACAAGCACAAAGUUCCAGGACACGUUACACGCAAGCAAGUGACUCUUACCCCAAACCUAAAUGGAGACUCCCCCCCCUAACAUUUGGUUGUACACACCCUUCUCCAGACGAGGAGCGAAUGCAUGGAUUGAUACCACAAACACCAACACUCAUACUUUACGUUCACAUCUGCUAAAAAGAGUGAAGCCAUGCGGAGAUGUGACAUCUUUGCUCUUCCUCAUUAUAGAGCUAUAUAGGACGAAAGGCAAGGAUUAGUUUGAAGUGAUUAUUAUUUUGAGUAAAUUCAGUCACACCACUUGUAAUGAGCUGAUUACAUCAUAACACUGUGCUAAGAUAUAAAAUGUAUAUAUUGUGAUAUAGUUUGCCUUGUUUUUUUAAUCAUGAUUUCAACUGUGUCACUUUUUACUGUCUGAGGUUGAAAAGCUUGAUCACUUCUAAUGAAUGUAAUGCACUUUGCUGUAUUAUAUCACAAAAGCAUAUAAUGAUAAUAAUUAUGGAAGAAAACAUAAUGUCAAAGAUUAAUUGUUUAAUAUUAUUUUCCGACCUGCAUUUGCUUUACUUUAGUUUUUUGAAUUUCCAUUAACAUUCCCUCACAGUAUAUUUUCUGAUGCCUUUUUUCCCUGGCAUUUUUUUAAUAUUUUUAUUUUAAACUAUUGUGUUUUCAAGUGUUUUCUUCUGACUGAUGUUCCUGUGCAUCAAAUUCUCACGCGACACACGGCACUACACCAUGACAACGGAUGGAAUUAGCACCUCAUUCAUCAAUAUAUUGAAUAUUUUUCCUUCACAUCUACAGUGCAUUGACCCUAAAGAGCAACUGAACUCCAGAUGAAAAUCUUACUUCGGGUUGUCCCAUAGGUUUAAUUUCUUUACUUGCUGCUGUGAUGGGAUGUAGAAGUGGACUCCAGGGUUUGUCAGUGCACGAUGACAUCACUGUCGGGUGUGGUUAUAGGUGCAAGAGACCACACUUAUGACACACCUAGCCGCACCCAUCAGUGGUGGUGGUGGUGGGUGUGGUCAAGGGAGCAACUUUAAACUUUAACCUAGAAAGGACUGGCUGCUCUUCAGCCUGGUAUUAAAGGUGCCCUGUGAAGUUUACUUCUAAACAAAGUAUUGUUUACAUUCAGUUUUAACUCACCAAGUGUAUGUAUCUUAAAAGUCUGACAAAUGCAUGCAAUGUAUUGUUCAUCCUCGUAAAACACAAAAUGAGGCAAUGUUUACAUCACAUGUUUACUAGCUUGGAGUCUUCUUCACUGCCUAUGCGUUGCAGCAUUUCUGUGAAUGUUACAGCCACCAGCUCUCAAUUAGUGGAACAGAGUCUAACCAUUAUGUGUGUGUUGCGUCACCUGCUUGUUUGUGCGUGUGCAUGUGCAUCCUCAUGUGAGCACAUACAAACAAAACAGGGACCCACUAAUAAAAACAUUGCUCCUUAGCACCACUAGUGGCUAAAAACUCCACAGGGUACCUUUAAUAUGCACUUACACUAUGACAAAUAGUGCUUCAUAUGCAGUAUGUGAUGAAAUGACACUGAUGUUUUAUUUAUUUUCACGCUGGAUUAAUAAGCACACUUUGGAAAAUAAUUUUCAAGAAAUACUUUUAAUAAAAUUUUACCCAUA